AUGCGCGCGCCCAACAGGAUCUACUCAUACUCCAGGACAUCUCGCAUCGCAAAAUCCACCGCCCUCAUUGCGACACUCCUCACAAGAACCUGUGCUGCGACCCUUCCCGCACCACCUUCUCCUGCCGACAAAUGGCUGUACCCUGACGUCAACACGCUCCCUACAUACAAUUACCUCGAUACAGUCAAUGCAUCCUGGACUUCGAACUUUGUCGCUCCAUAUCUGCUACUCCGGUGCCAACAUCCCAACGACACCGCCCACUAUGCUUAUCCAUAUAACCAGUCUGUUCCAGCAACAGGCUCGGCUCUCGUACCUCUCGAUGACGGAAAUGCCUGGGUGUGCCACUUCGAAGUGUCCGACCUCAGCGCCUCUAGCGCAACUCCACCCACGUUCAUCAGCAAUGAUUUCAAUAUCGUGCUAGACGUUGGACAAAGGCCUGUCUUGUGGACCAACUCACAGGCCGGGGGAGAAACAGCCGCAUCCAGCGCGACAUCUAAUCCCACAGCAGCUAGUCCCUCGUCGUCGAGAAUCAGCACGUCAAGCACCACGACAUCCUCUGUCGCUACAACCCACACUCCUCUCUCCUCAGCAACUUCUACUCCUACCACUGCUCCUACCACAUCUUCAAGGAUCGCAAGCUCAAGCGCCAUCACCCCAAUACCCACACAACCAUCAACCCCUCCUACUCCCUCAAGCACAACGAGUGGUCUCAGCAAGAGCAAAAAGAUUGCGAUAAUAGUCGGGUCUAUCAUGGGUGCACUCCUGCUCUUGGUCGUAGCGGUCGCCGUACUCUUCAUCCUACGGACCAGGCGAUCGGAGCGGAAUGCUGUGGUCUAUAGGAGCGGGCCUGGAAACGGAUAUGGAAGCGAAGAGGUUCCGGGGCUUGAGGCGCCCCGAGAGAGGUGGAAAGGGCUUGAGAUACCAAGUGUGCAACCGCAAGGUUACUUUUGA
This is a messenger RNA of Letharia columbiana, 951 nucleotides long. RefSeq lists its product as uncharacterized. The transcript is spliced from 2 exons. Lineage: Eukaryota; Fungi; Ascomycota; Lecanoromycetes; Lecanorales; Parmeliaceae. The record is from RefSeq and is a predicted model, not a curated record. The coding region runs from base 1 to 951 and encodes 316 amino acids.